CAAGCUGGGGCGACGCCUGUCAGUCAGGCCUGCCGGUUCCUGCUCAGAAGCCGCUAGCGGACCGGGAGCGGCGGUCGCUGGGCGAGACUUCGGUGGAGUCCCGCCCGUUCCCUAGCCCGACGAGUGGACACGAUGCGGUUGGGCUCCGGGGCCUUCGCUGCCAGCUGCGUAGCGAUUGAAGUGCUUGGGGUCGCGAUCUUCCUGCGGGGAUUCUUCCCGGCUCCCGUUCGCUCCUCUUCCAGGACCGAGCACCGAGCAGAGCCCCCGGCGCCCGAGCCUGCUGCUGGAGCCCGUUCCAACUGGACCAAGCUGCCACCUCCUCUCUUCAAUAAAGUUGUCAUUGUGCUGAUAGACGCCUUGAGAGAUGAUUUUGUGUUUGGGUCAAAGGGUGUGAAGUAUAUGCCCUACACAAGUUAUCUUGUGGAAAAAGGAGCAUCUCACAGUUUUGUGGCUGAAGCAAAGCCACCCACAGUGACUAUGCCUCGAAUCAAGGCAUUGAUGACAGGGAGCCUCCCUGGCUUUGUGGAUGUCAUCAGGAACCUCAAUUCUCCUGCACUACUGGAAGACAGUGUGAUCAGACAAGCAAAAGCAGCUGGGAAGAGAGUGAUCUUUUAUGGAGAUGAAACAUGGGUUAAGUUAUUCCCAAAGCAUUUUGUGGAAUAUGAUGGAACAACCUCAUUUUUUGUGUCAGAUUAUACAGAGGUAGAUGAUAACGUCACAAGGCAUUUGGAUACAGUAUUAAAAAGAGGAGAUUGGGACAUGCUAAUCCUCCACUACCUGGGCCUGGACCACAUUGGCCACAUUUCUGGGCCCAACAGCCCCCUGAUUGGGCGCAAGCUUAGUGAAAUGGACAGCAUCCUGAUGAAGAUUCACACCUCACUGCUGUCCAAGGAGAGAGAGACUCUCUCACCCAGUUUGCUGGUUCUUUGUGGGGACCACGGCAUGUCGGAGACGGGGAGUCAUGGGGCCUCUUCCACAGAGGAAGUAAGCACACCUCUGAUCCUAAUCAGCUCUUCAUUUGAAAGGAGACCCGGGGACAUCCGACACCCAAAGCGUGUCCAGCAGACUGAUUUGGCUGCAACACUGGCAAUUGGACUUGGUUUGCCAAUUCCUAAAGACAGUGUGGGGAGUCUCUUAUUCCCAGUUGUAGAAGGGAAACCAGUGAGGGAACAACUGAGAUUCUUACACCUGAACACAGUGCAGCUCAGCAGGUUGCUGCAGGAGAACAUGCCAUCUUAUGAGAAAGAUCCCGGAUUUGAACAGUUUAAAAUGGCCGAAAGAUUGCAUGGGAACUGGGUCAAACUACACUUGGAGGAAAACCGUUCAGACGUCCUGCUCAGCCUUGGAACCAAGGUGCUCAGGCAGUACCUGGGUGCACUGAAGACCCUGAGUCUGUCUCUGAGCACACAAGUGGCCCAGUACGAUAUCUACUCGAUGGCAGUGGGGACUGUUGUGGUUUUGGAGGUUCUCACCCUGCUCCUCCUCAGCAGCCCACAGGCGCUGCGCAGAGGGGCUGACCUGGAAGUUCCUCUGCGGUCUCCUGUGUUUUCCCUGCUCUUUUAUUUGGUAUUCCUCGUUCUUUCGGCCAUUCACGUCAUAGUGUGCACCUCAGCCACAAGUUCCUGCUACCUCUGUAGCCUCCCGUGGCUGGUGGCAGGAGGGCUGAUGGUUCUGGUUUCCGCACUGCUCUGUGCAAUUGUCUCCACUCUCACCCGGACUGUCAUCGAGAGCACUCUCCUGAGGAAGAAUGCAGCUCUCCCCAGCUCCAGGUGGUCAGAGAUGGACCUUCUCCUGAUGCUGGGCACAGCAGGCCACGUCCUGAGCCUGGGUGCCAGCAGCUUUGUGGAAGAGGAGCAUCAGACCUGGUACUUCCUGGUCAAUACCCUGUGUCUGGCUCUGAGCCAAGAAGCCUGCCGUAGCUGCUUUCCAGGAGAUGACAGCAAGCCUCAGCACAGUGUCCACAUGCUGCAGGACAGUGCAGUCUACAGAGCCCCCAUACUCCACAGAGCAGGCCACACCUCCCCCUCCUCAGAAGCACUUGGGGGCCACGCACGGUGGGCUAUCCUGGCAAGCCCCUGGCUGGUGCUGGCCUGUUGCCGACUGCUGCGGUCCCUGAACCAGACGGGAGUGCAGGGAGCCCACAGGCCUGACCUCGGCCUCUGGCUCACCAGCUCUGACCAUAAGGUGGAGCUCUCUGGUCUGGCCGCUCUCUCCCUGCUGGUGAUCUUCUUGUUGGUUCAGAGAGGGUGCUCCCUAGUGUCCAGAGCAGCUUUGGCACUGGGGCUGCUGGGUGUUUUCUGCUACAGGGCAGCCAUUGGGAAUGUGCUGUUUCCAUGGCAACCAGGCGACAAAGGCUUUUCAAAGAGAGAAAGAAAACUUGGAAAUAAGGUCAUUGAGAUAUGACUGUAGAGAUGAGAAGGUGACAGUGAGUGCUGCUCCCCAGCAGGUGGGAGAGGAAGCAGAGAGCCUCGUAAUUUACAGUGUGCUCCCAGAGGGCCAGGAGCUCGUGCCACGCCUAUCAGGAGCACUCAGUCACCACUGUUUCUACCUGCUGGUGGCCUCUUCUGCUUGGGGGUAUGGUGGUACAGGCUCUGCCUACUCCUGAGAGGUGGCAACCAUAGCUACCCCUUUGACAGGCUGUCUUUCUUCUUAAGCAGCUCUUGAGGUAAGGCAGAGGGCAGGAGGGAUGGAGACGCAGGCAUGCUCCCUGAGGCAUCCCUUACAGCUGCGAGAGUCAGGACAAGGCAGCUGUCUGAUGAGAGUGGUGACCCUCACAGUUCUAUGGAAGCUCUCAGGCAGGACACUGUGGACCAACAGUCUGUAAAACUGUCAUAUGACCCCAACAAGUGUGUUUCACUUUUCAUAUUUAUAUAAAAGACUGAAAUAAAAUAUUGGUAAUUAUAUUUAGAACCUGAGGUCAUAGGUGGAUUGUAAUCUUUCUUUUUACGUAUUAUUAAAACUUAUGUGUGUCUAGAAUUCACAAGUAUUGCUUCUCUAAUUAAGCAAAAGGUCCAGCUCUGAGCAGGGGUCGUGGCGGGGCUGUGCAGGUGGUUCGGAGGCAUUCCAGAAGCACGUGCUGACAGAAAUGGUGUUGAGGCAGUGCCUGCUGGCGGGGGGCAGCAGCAUGGUAGGGCUUCCUGCCCCAGAGGCUGCAGAGGUCAGUGCCAGAGCAAUCCAUGGAGACACCUCAAAAGCUGUUGGCUUCCCAGUCUGAGACCUGGCAGACUUCCAGGCUGAACACUGUCACACAGUGCAGUAUGUGAAUGAGUUCCUCGUUUCUUCCCAGGUUUAUGUGCCUGAUGUCAGCAUCUCUCACUUCAAGACUUCAACCACCUUGCCUUGUCUUGCCUGCUAUCUGCAGCAUGUCCUUUGCUGGUGUCCAGAACAUAGCCUUUCUUUUCUUUAUUUUUUAGUUGUAAACAGACACA
This is a messenger RNA of Marmota flaviventris (yellow-bellied marmot), 3428 nucleotides long. RefSeq names its product phosphatidylinositol glycan anchor biosynthesis class G (EMM blood group) (gene Pigg). Gene Ontology annotation, cellular component: endoplasmic reticulum membrane. Gene Ontology annotation, biological process: GPI anchor biosynthetic process. NCBI's taxonomy places the organism in Eukaryota, Metazoa, Chordata, Mammalia, Rodentia, Sciuridae. The record is from RefSeq and is a predicted model, not a curated record.